AUGGCACCGCUCAAAACAAUAUCGAUACCGUUUUUGGAGCUCGAAGCAGCGCUUCUUCUCAUAAAACUAUAUGCCUUCGCGAAAGACGCGUACGGCAACAGGAUCAACGACGUUAAACUAAAAAACGACAGCCAGAUAGUGCUUGCUUGGAUUCGAGCGAGACCACACGAACUAAAGACUUUUGUUGCGAACCGCGUAACCAAGAUUCAGAACAUAACCGAAAACAUCGAUUGGGGUCACGUGCCGACGGAUGAGAACCCAGCCGAUCUGUUAUCAAAAGGUACCACCGCGGACGUGCUAGAGAAGAGUAAGCUCUGGUGGCAUGGGCCUCCCUGGAUUUUCAAGACCAGGGCUCUUGAUAAGCAGCAAGUAAGCGCAAUCAAAAUCAAAGAUCUGGAAAGGGCAGACCAGACGAUCCUAAGGAAAGUGCAACAGGAAGCGUUUUCCGAGGAACUCACCGACCUAAGGCGAAAGCGAAGAUUGUCGCGAAAAAGCAAAUUGCAAUCUCUAGAUCCUUUCAUAGAUGAAGAGGGUUUGAUAAGAGUAGGUGGAAGACUUCGACACGCGAGUGUGCCAGCAAAUCAGAAGCAUCCUAUCGUAUUACCAGCAAAGCAUCGAGUAACCAGUCUGAUCAUGCAAGAAGAACACUCGCGUCUGCUUCAUUGUCCCCCUGAGCAUCUCUUUAAUGCAGUGCGACAACGUUACUGGCCUUUAAUCGGUCGCAGAGAAACCCGCAAAACAGUUAAAGGCUGUCUAAACUGCUUUCGAUUUCGACCAACAGUACCAGGCAUAAAAAUGGGAGAUCUUUCUAAACAAAGAGUGAUCAGCUUCGACAGACCGUUCAGAAGUACUGGUAUGGAUUACGCGGGCCCCCUUCAGCUCCGCGAGAGUCGACGCAGAGAGAAACUUCACCUUUCAAAGGAAUAUAUAGCGAUCUUCACCUGCCUAAGCACUAAGGCGGUGCACAUUGAACUUGUCUCGGAUAUGACAACAGAAGCAUUCCUGGCGGCUUUGAAUCGUUUUACGGCUCGUCGUGGAAUUUGUUCGGAGAUAUUUUCGGACAACGGGACAAAUUUCGUAGGAGCAUCCGAAGAAUUAAAAGAGGUAUACACGUUUCUAGAAAAGGAGAGCUCGGAAAUAGGACGCAGCUUGGCUAAUCAACGGAUAAAAUGGAGCUUUAUUCCCCCACGCGCUCCAUACUUCGGAGGUGAUUUACUUAUACAGCCAGCACAAUAUGAUUACGCUGAGGUUCCAGAGAAUCAUCUCACCCGUUGGCAAAACCUGCAAAAAUUGCACCAGCAGUUUUGGAUCCGCUGGCACAGAGAAUACCUGAACGAAUUGCAGCAGCGAACAAAAUGGUCUGAUAUGGGAGACAACAUCAAAUUGAAUACCGUGGUUCUGAUAAAAGAGGACCACCUCCCUCCACUACAAUGGGCUCUGGGUAGAGUCACAGCCUUGCAUCCUGGACAAGACGGUGUGGUGCGAGUGAUCACCAUUUUGUUGAAAGAUAGUCCUUUCAAGGGGGCGACAGAUGUUCGCGAGAGUUUGUUCAAUUUGCGCAGAGUGCAGGAAGUCGAGGCUAGAGUGUAG
Messenger RNA from Temnothorax curvispinosus, 1590 nucleotides. RefSeq lists its product as uncharacterized. The transcript is spliced from 4 exons. The coding region runs from base 1 to 1590 and encodes 529 amino acids. The record is from RefSeq and is a predicted model, not a curated record. Gene Ontology annotation, molecular function: nucleic acid binding. NCBI's taxonomy places the organism in Eukaryota, Metazoa, Arthropoda, Insecta, Hymenoptera, Formicidae.